Messenger RNA from Exophiala bonariae, 837 nucleotides. RefSeq lists its product as uncharacterized. The transcript is spliced from 2 exons. NCBI's taxonomy places the organism in Eukaryota, Fungi, Ascomycota, Eurotiomycetes, Chaetothyriales, Herpotrichiellaceae. Gene Ontology annotation, molecular function: zinc ion binding; metalloendopeptidase activity. Bases 1 to 837 code for a protein of 278 amino acids. The record is from RefSeq and is a predicted model, not a curated record. Gene Ontology annotation, cellular component: extracellular matrix. Gene Ontology annotation, biological process: proteolysis.
AUGUCGAACAAGCCAGCAGCAAGGAAGCCGAAGGCCGACCGCGUCAAGUCAGCCGAAGACGCCUUGGGUGAGCAGGCUCUCAAAAUCUUACUUCCACGAGACUGCAAGCCGGAUGUGGAAGGGCUCAAGGUCAACCAAGCUCGGAAUGAGCACGCCGUCCAAUCCCGACCCACCACUCAUUGUGCAACAGAUAAGGGGAUGAAACCUCGUUUGCUGAACAUGCAGAACAAGAAACCCCAUCUAGGUGGCCUGCAGAUUGGUCUUUUCGACCAUAUCCCUCGUUGGCGCAAGAAUGUGACUGUCAAUUGGGUCGCUUUUGCAGAUGGAUAUGAGACUCCUGACGACGCCCUAUUUGCCGCCAAGGCAAUGCGGCGUGCGACCGAGGAGUGGAACGCUCUUGACUUCGGUGUCCAGUUCAAACAGGUCGACAGCCUUGAGGAUGCCAAUUUCGCGCUGGGCUAUGGUGGCCAACCAGCUUCGCGAGACCGCGUUCUGGCUGAGGCAUAUUUCCCCACCGCCGAUGAUAUCAGCGAUGUAAUUGUGUACAAGCUGCAGUUCAAUCCGCAGGUUAAGCAUGAGAUGCAUAAUACCUUCCUCCACGAACUGGGACAUGUCCUUGGCCUCCGACAUGAGCAUGCAGAGUGGUCGGGCAGGUUGUUUGAAGGCGGUUCCACUACGAUUGGAACAACCAACCCCAAGUCCGUCAUGUCAUAUGAUCCCGAAGAGCCUCCAAUCAUCCGUGAUUCGGACAAAGAAGGCAUAAGGAAGUUCUACGCGCUCAGAGCCGGAGAGACCUUCGGAGGUAUGGAAGUCGUCUUGUAUAUACCGGAUAAUUGA